ACCAGUCAUGGUGACCGGGAGGAGAGGAGGGAGGCAUGCAGCAGCCACUCAGUCAGUCAUUUAGUCAUUUGUUUUCCCUCUAGCUCACUAGCGUGUUGUGACACUCCAAGGAUUUUAUUUUCACUACACUUAUUCUGUAAGACGCAGCUCUGUAAGAAAAACGUCUUUUUCUUCCUGUUUUUGAAGACACUCAAAAUCUUGAUUCACUUGAAAAGGAGAUCCCUAUAAUUCAGUGCUUCUUGUGUGAUGUUCUGAUCCUGUUUAUAAUCCCACAUUGGCUGCUGUUGUGUGCUGGUGUGGCUGUUGUGCCUCUGCUGCCAGAGUGUGGAGAAGGGAGCUUUGUAGGAAAUUCAAAACAGGGGGGGAGGAACCUCAGAAGAUGGUUUGACUUGGAAGACAGAGAGAGCGAUCAUCUGUUGUGGAGCGGCAUCUUCUCUGUUGCAAGGAGAGACAAGUCUUUGGUUUUCAGGAAGAAAAAAAGGGAUGUGAGACAAUUGAAGGUUUUAUAUCCCAUUCUUGGACAAAUUUUCUUUAAGAAGGAAGAAGUAUUUUGCUUUGGGAAAGAAUCUUUUAAGUUUUUGCUUCAGUUCAGUUUUACAACAUGGCUGGGAUGUAUGGAUGCUUCAAGAGCAGGAAGCUCUUUGCUUUCUUUCACUCCCCCUUGCUCUUUAUUUUAUGUGUCCCUUACUCAUCCUCUCAUCUAUAAUCCUCUUCCACUGUCUUCUCUUUUCGAAUCUAUCUUUCUUUUUGCCGGCUCCCUCUCCUUCCCCCUGUCAUCCCUCCAUCCUUCUCAUAGAUGAAGCGGAGGAUGUCACCGUGGGGAGCUGGCUUUGGAAGUGGCCGCAGCAGUGACAGCGCUGCCAUGGCAUCGGGACCUCCAGAUGUGAUGACCAAUCAGGAUCCUGCUGAGGUCGCGGAAGAGUGCUCAGGAAAGAAGAAAUCCAAGUUCCAGACGUUUAAAAAAUUCUUCGCCAGGAAGAAGAGAAAGGAGCCACCAGCCGCAGGAGCAGACGCGGGGCUUAAAGCCAGCCAAUCAAGCGACAAUGUCAGCAAAACAUCCGAAAAUAACACGCUCACUCGAUCAGAGAAGGAAAAGGGCUCUGGGUCAAAGAUCAGCCUGGGCAGCAAGGCCUUGUCACAUGACUCUGUCUUUGUUUCGGACUCAUCGGAGGCCAACGAUGCUCUGGGGGCAUCUCAGGACAGCAUUCAUGGGAAAGUGAAAUCACUACAGCUCCAGCUGAAGCACGCCAUCGGACUGGGCUCGCCUCCAUCCCUCAUCUGCGUGAAGAGAACAGAAGAUGCUGGAACCAUGUCCGAGGAUGACGGCCUGCCCUGCAGUCCACCUGAGUACACGACACUCCACGCAGUCAUGAAUCAGGCGAAGAGGAACAGCUCGAUCAGUCUGGAGAGAGUAGACAGCGAUGACGACCAGCUGUCCUGUGCUGCCUCCAGUAGAGCAGUGAGCCCCCUGGUGGUUCCCGGGGACUUCAGCCAGCCGGCCAGUCCCUUCGGAUGUCUGGAUAACUCUGCUGCCAAACAUAAGCUGGGCCUGAGAUACAAAGCCUGCAACAAGAGGAAACCUGUCACUAGGCUGGAGAUGAAGGCAGGAGGAGACUCUGUGCUGGAGGACCUACAGAACACCUCCAUAACUGAAGAUUUGGAGGAGCGAGAACAGAAGACAACAGUUGUUGAUGAGCUAAAACCAAAGGUGGAGAAGGAAGAAGAUGAUGAGGAGGAGGAGGAGGAAGAAGAAGAGCGACCACAGAAUUCCAGACAAUCCCUGUUGAGAGAUAAGGAGGAGGGAGAGGAUGAGUCGGAAGCAGAACAGGAUGUUUCUCGCAGUCUGGACACUUCCUUUCCACCCGAGCUGUGUCUCUCAGAGGAGGAAGCUCCGGACACCGAGCGCCCGCCCUCCUCCAAGCCAAGCUCAAGCGCCUCCUCUCUGGACAGUCCCAGAGCCACACCAGAGCCCCCUGCUGAUCAGAGAGAGUACUUGCUGGACCCCCCAGGCAUUGGGUAUGGAGCCGUGGAGAACAGGGUUGACAGUGACUUGGCGCUGAGAGGAGAAGAAGAUGGAGUCCAGGAAAACAGGGGGGAGGAGAGCUCCUUCUUACAGGAGGUGCUGAGCUCCUUGAAGACCCCCCUCGCGUCUUGCUCACUGGGCGUGGAGACUGAGGGUGUCGUCCUGGAGAUAGAGGAGGAGGUGAAGGAAAAGGAAAGAGAAGACGUAGAGGUAGAAGAAGGCGAGGAGGUGAAGGAAGAGGAGGCAGAGGUGGAGCAGCCUGUCAGUUACCAGGCUGCUCCUGCUGGCUCCUUCCUGUCAGAUCAGACCAACGAGGAAGAGGAAGAGGAAGCCAGCACUGCCUCUUGUCAAGAUGUUGAAGAAGAGGAGGAAGUUGAAGAUACAGAAGAAGAAGCAGUAAAUGCAGAGGAGGAGGAGGAGGAGGAGGAAGAAGAAGAAGUAGUGGUGGAACUAUUCAGUCGACAUGGUCCCAACAAGGAAGGAGAGAAAGAGGAGGCAGAGGAAGUCAAACCAGAGGAACAAAGUGAUACGCUCACAGGUAACACUGUUAACCAGGCAGAGGAAGAGGAAGGAGAAGAGGAAGAAGAAGGAGAAGAGAGUGAGGGAGAGGAAGAGGCGAUAGAGCUGGAGAAGGAGCCAGAGGUGGAGGAGGAGGGACAGGAGAAGAGGGAAGAGGAAGAUGAAGAGGUGAAGGAAGCAAGAGAGAGAGUAGAAGAGGCAGAGGAAGCGAUAGAAGACGAGAGGGACAACGCAGAAGAGGUGAUGGAGGUGCUUCCUGGUGGGUCAGAUGAAGGCGUUAAAAUGGCGCUGCAGGAGACGGAUGAGGGCGUGGACGUGGUCGGAGACGACCCCGUGUACAUUCCUCAUCACCCGAGUGAUGACGAAAGCUUUGGAGAGGAGAGGGAAGAGGAAGAAGAGAGAGUGGAAGAAGGUGUAGAGAUCAACCACAUGGAACAAAGAUCAGACCAAGAGAAAGAAGAGGAUGAAGAAAACCAACCUGAUGAAGAUCAAACUGAACAAGAUCUGGAGCAGGAAGGUGUAGAAAACUACCAUCUAGACGUAAAGCAAGUGGAAAAAGAUCAAACUGAAGCCGCAGAACAAGCUGAUGUUUCCUCCAAGCCUUCUUCUUUGUCUCUCCAAGAGUCCCAUUAUGAGACCCAGUCACAAGAGAGCGGAACCAUCACUCCCAGUAAGACCAGCACUACCACUCUCCACAUAAAUCUGAUCUCUCCAAGCUCAGAGAAAGUCACGUCUUUCUUCCCACAGUCUCCAACUGCCGCAUGUCCCAAAGAAAGCGAGGCGUCUUCUCAUGCUGUGGCAGCCACAGAGCAACAUGUGGCAUCCACAGAAGAAGAACCAGCUGACACCGUGGAAACCAUAGAAGAAGAUACACAGUUGGCCCUGGAAGAAGAAGCUACACCUCCCGCGUCUGUGGAGGAAACAGUCGGUUCAGAUCAGAGUAAAGUCCGCUUCACCGUCGCCCCCGCCUGGCAGAGGUCACACUCUGUAGAAGAUGCCAAAGAGAGUUCUCCCUCCUCUCCGCCCGCCUGCGUCUCCUCUCCGUCGUCUGCCAUCGCAGGGCCUGGAGGUCUGGAGGCGGAGGCUAAGAAGGACCCGGAAGUGAAAGAAGAGCCAGCGAGUCCGGCUAAGGUUGAACUGGUGUUGAGUCCUGGGAGAGGGAGGAAUGCAGGGACCACUGCUGCCAAACCACAAAGCAUCACAACGCCGCCUCAGUCCCCGGUUAAACAUCAGAGCUCAGAAGAAAGCUCUGUCAUAGCGGAGGGAAACCCCGACAACCCGUUUGGAGUUCGGCUGAGGAAGACGUCAGUUCUGCACCGCUUCAGCUCGGAGGAGGAAAACACAGAGCCUCCCAUCGAGCCACAAGCUCAACCAACCAGCUGUAAAGUUGACUCGCCGCAGCCAAUCGGUGUAAAGCCCUCCAUAAGUCAGCCAGUCAGCAGCAAGCCAGCCCUCCCCAAGAAACCAGAGCGCAUCUCAGACCCAGCUGCAGCUCGAGGUGUUUCCAGUGGAUCUGAGUCUCCCAGCUGGAUCUCUGUGGCCAAACAGAAACAGAAGAUCUAUAAAGAAAACUCACUGGAGGAGAUUACUGUCAAGAAGGAGGAACAAGAGAGGAAGACUUCACUGCCAAUGUACGUCAACUCAGCUGUAAGCAGGGAGCACGGCAACAAAACAGAGUCUACUGGCAAAGUGAGUCCAGAGAUCAGUAAGUCUUCAGUGUCUGUAGAAAAGGAGGCCAGGAGGCUCGUUUCUCCUCCAACUCCAGUGCCAUCUCAACCUCCUAAAUCCCAGUCGCUCCCCUGCCCUGUCCCUCCAAAACCCCAGGUUCCCCCUGUCACUGCGAAACCCCCGCCCCAAAGAUCCCUGUCACCCCCCACUCCGGUUCCUGUCCCCCAGAAACCUGUGUCUUGCACAAGCCCCCCUUCUCUCUCCAAAACGGCCACCUCAUCCAAGACACCCCAGCCCCAGAGCACAACAGUUACCUCCCCUCCUUUUUCAUCGAGAACCGCCCCGGAAAAGUCUGGUUCAAGAGCUCCAGGGCUUUCCGGCCAGAGCCCGUCCUCCCAGCGAGGCCUGCCUACCCCAGCGUUACCCCAGGACGAGCCACCCUGGAUGGCCCUGGCCAAGAAGAAGGCCAAAGCCUGGAGCGAGAUGCCCCAGAUUGUCCAGUGACGGGCGCAGGUUGCAGUGAGGUCUAGUACGUGGGCCCCAGCUGGCUCAGAAAAGAUCUGAAAGCGGCUUCAUGUGAGCGCCUGAAUGGACCACAAUGCAUUUGCACACAAAGAGUUGCUGUUUUCUCUUGUUUUAUUAUUUUUUUUACAUCCUGGUUUCUGUCCUGGCUCAAGGCUUUGGAUUGGUACAAACCCUCCAAUCACAGCUAAAGACAGGCUCUUUCUUUAAGUCCUUACGUUGUACAUUCAUGUUUUCUAAAUGACUUAAGUCUCACUUUAAGUGGAUCCAUUUUCUUUUUUCUUCAACAGUCUUGUGUGUUAUAAGGUGCCUGAACGAGAGAAAAAAAUACCUGUAGUCUCACAACAGUAAAUAUUAAUUUUUAUCUAUGAUUCCAUUUGAUUUCACUAAACAUUUCAGGGAGGAGAAGAAGGAGACAUUAUUUUAUAAAGAUUUAUUCACAGAAAGUUGGUUACAAAUGAGGAUAAAAAGUGUUUGUGUGUGUGUGUGUGUGUGUGUGUGUGUGUGUGUGUGUGUGUUAAAGCUCGCAUUUUGAGGAAAGUGGAAAAUAUUGUGACCAUAGAGUAACACAGGAUAACAUCCAAGUUAAGCUGAAGAAAAAUGUGCUGAUCCACAACUGCUGUCUGUGUGUCGGGUUCUUUAGACAAAUAAUAUUUCUUGUAACAUAAUCCGCAGACGUUAAACUAAUGAUGUGUGUUGUGUUAGAGAGCGCUGAGUGUGUCCAAUAUGUUCCAGGUUUGUCGAUGUAAAUUAUAUUUUUAAUUUUUUCUCUUUUUGAUAUUUUGAACCACAGAUUAUCUGUCAGCAUCCUACAGAAAACCUCCGAAUCUAUUCAGGAAUCAAGGAAAUCUAUCAUCAUGUUGACUUUCAUGUGUUUUUAAUACUUUUCGAUGCAUCAUUAUGUUGGCAGCAUGUUGCAGAUUAUGAAACAUUUUACAUUGUAAAUGAAACAGAAAUCAAUAUAUUGUUAAUUAGCCACUCGGAUGUUGGUUUUCUAAAGGAAAGAAAGUGUCACGGCUGAACGUUUUCUUUCUAUCAAUUAAAUCUAUCUAUCUCACAGUAGCUAUAUAUGUUUUAUGCAUUUUGUUUUAUUUUGUAUUGCCUUUUGAAAAUUUGUCUUGUACAUAAAAUGUGCAGUAAAGAACAAAAUAAAUCUGUUUUUUUUCUGUG
This is a messenger RNA of Dicentrarchus labrax (European seabass), 5902 nucleotides long. RefSeq lists its product as uncharacterized. The transcript has 17 exons. Lineage: Eukaryota; Metazoa; Chordata; Actinopteri; Moronidae. The record is from RefSeq and is a predicted model, not a curated record. Bases 797 to 4714 code for a protein of 1305 amino acids.